GACUCCUAGCUGAAGGAAAUCAUCAUAUUUCUAGAUUCUUCUCUUGUAUACAGAACAAAAUGGGGCUUAGAUAGAAGCAAAAAAAGCAGGGACAUUAAAGAUUCUCUAUAAAUCGGAAGAAGGCUCCAUAUGUCGAUUUGAUUUGAAAAAAAGUGGAUAUAAAUAGACUUUCCAAAGUGCAAAAGUCUUAAAAAGAGUUGUGUAUAGAUCAGGUGACAAAAUAGAGGUGGCGACAGAUUCCGCAAUCAGAGGGGGCGGCAAGGUACCCGGGAAGAUGGGCCGGAAAAAAAUCCAAAUCUCACGAAUCGGGGAUGAGCGAAACAGACAGGUUACCUUCACAAAAAGGAAAUUUGGACUGAUGAAAAAAGCCUAUGAGUUGAGCAUCCUAUGUGAUUGUGAGAUUGCACUCAUCAUAUUUAACAGCGCCAACAAGUUAUUUCAGUAUGCCAGUACUGAUAUGGACAACGUACUACUUAAGUACACCGAGUACAACGAACCUCAUGAAAGUCGAACAAAUAAAGACAUCAUAGAGGCCUUGAACAAGAAGGAACACAAAGGCUGUGAAAGCCCUGACCCUGAUGGGGACCUGUACAGCAAUUCACUGACCCCUGAAGAGAAGUACAACAACCAGCACACCAAUAGGAUGCCAGAGGACUACCAGAGAUAUCCAAGUGUUCAAAGGAACAUGUCACCCUACCCAGGACCCGGGAUGCCUCCUGGCUUGACAUCUGGUAUCCCUCUCCACAACUAUAUGAACCAGCCACUGUCAGGGCACGGGAUGUCCCCACAACCCCCCUCUCAGGUCAACUCAGGUCAAGGGCUUCUACAGCCCCCUCCUGUACACCACAGUCCACGGCCAAACUCUACCGGUGGAAUGAUAGAGAUGAGUAGUCCAUCACCUGCCCCCAAUGGUUACCAUCACAGAGCCUCCCCCUGCCCCUCCCCAGGAGCCAUGGUCAACAGACAAUCCAGACAGUCUCCUCCGUCAAGGGGGCCUCCGAUGGGUCGCCCCAUGAUCAACUCACAUGAUGGAAUGAUGAGUCCAGAUGUACAGGGACGUCCUAGUUCCUCACUAUCAAAUCCAGCAGUAUCACUUACGACACCUAGUGUCCCUGGAAACAACUAUCCGUCCCCACUUCCUACAUCGUAUCACAAUGACUAUAAUGUUAACUCAGCAGACUUAACAGGUCACAUGUCAAAUUACAACCACUCACCAUGGAAUAAUGGUGGGGCUCACCACGGGGGAUCUCUAACCUCAGGAAUCCCCCCAGGAGGUGGAGGAGGGGGGCAGAAUCUUCAUGGAAUGUCAGGACCUGGACACCUCUCUCCAUUAGCUGUAAAUACAAUGAAUCAGAAUGUACUGUCAUCUAUCAAAAGUGAGCCAAUCUCCCCACCUCGCGAGUCAACAACCCCUUCCAAUCACCACUCACUUCGACCCCUCUCGUCCACAGGUCCUGGUCAUUUAUCACCAGUUCAGAAUAUAAAUCACACACAUAGUAACAGUUCUUCACCCACGGGAAUAUCACCACACCCAUUAGAUUACGAUGGACCACAUCUAAAAAGACAGCGAGUGGGUGGGUGGCCCACCUAGUGAAAGUCUUAGUGUAGUAGCUAGUGAUUGAUUAGUGAAAAGUGUUCUAGCUGUACAGACAGUUUAUAUUAUAAAGAACUUAAUAUAUAUGUAUGUGGGGGGAUGAACUGUGGACUAUCUAUACACAGGACUAAAUGUUGCAGAAAAUGUGAUUGUGCCUUCAUUGUUUCCAAACACUCCAUUGUAAAUAAAGCCCUCAUCUCCGUUUUUCAUCUCCGUCAUCAUAAAGGACUGCAAAGUAUUUGCAUUUGGCCUCUAGGACAAGAGAAUGGGCCACUGCAUAUUAACAAGCACAGACAUUUUUUAUCUGGUCAUUUCAUGCUAUUGUGCAGCUUCAUUUCUAUUCCCUUGUGCCAGAAUUUAAGUGAACUUGCUUGCAAACCAUUACAACACCUUUUUGUGACUAUUGUACUACAUUGUUUUUGUAAGAUUGUGAAUAUUAUCCCCACACUUAAAAAAAUUUUGCCAUUUCUGUAAAUUAUGUUAUUUGUAUAUGUAUAAUUCUUCUAAAAAGUAGGGAAUUGUCAUCUUAGAGCCACUAUAUUUUUUUUCUCGGAAUUUUCUCCUUGAAUACUCUAGUUUGGGAUAGAGUUUCUAGGAAGUUGCACUUAACAGUGGAUGACUAGAAUUUUGAAAUCUAUGAUUUCACUUAUCAGGAUGUAGAAUAUCAAUGUAACAAUUCAUACUUAUACUGAUAUAUAAAUAUAUAUUUAAAUAUUAAGUAACUGUCCUACAAGCUGGUCUUGUGCUCCUGUAAAUUAUGUAUGAUACUAAAUGUUUUGUUAUGACAGCUGGGCUAACUAAAUUAAAAUAUGUUAGGUAAAAAAGAAGAACAUACAGUCAAACCUCAUUUUCUCAAAACUUGGGGACUGAGAAAAACUUGUACCUGGUAGAUAUUGAGGUUAAUUUCAUCAAGAAAUGUGGUUUGGACUUCCAACUCCUUCAACAUAUUUAAAAUAUUGAUGUUCAAGAUACCAAAGUUCAACUGUAAUGUAUCACAACAUAAAACACUCCUAAUCUUGCAGUCCCAGGUUAAACCUUAAAAGGUUUAACCUUGACAAUGACAAGAAGCAUGUGGCUGAAAAUUUUCUAGCAUGAGGUAAUAGAUUUCAUGAAGUGGCCUUUUUUUGUAGAACUUUAUUUUUAAAAGUUUCACUUUGCAAAUAAAAACCGGUGGUUUUUUUCUCUCUCACCCAAAUAUGAUUUUUAUCCAUAAAUAAGACAGAGAUCUGUAUACUGAGACACCCACACCUGUUUUCAUUAAUUUUGCCUUAUAUUUCUGAUUCUACCAUACGGUGCAGUUGUACAAAUUAGCCUGCCUUUAAUGAAAGUGCUGAUUGAAUAAAUUCAGAUGACAAAAAAAAAAAUCAAAUUUUUUUUUCAUAUUUUUAUUGAAUAUGUAUUUCUAUGUGUAAUGUUUUUCUUUAUAAGGUGUGGAAAAUUUUCUGCAGCAUAAAUGGCAUUUUUAAUAUAACACUAAAUUUUAUUGUUUAACAUUACAUAAGACAUGGAGAGGGGUUUUUUUUAAUCAUGAGAAAACCCUUUUUAGUGUUACUGACGUUACUUACAGGGACAUUUGUUAAAUAUACCUACCUUGGUAAUAUUUUGUCACAUAUUUUGAAAAUUUUCUUAUACACAAAACAACACUACUGUGCACAAUAUAAUGUUAUAAUGAUGAACAUAGUAUUUUUUAAUCCCCAUUACUAGAUAAUUGCAGGUGUCAUAUAUACAUGUCAGAUAUUGUAAAUUCAGUUUACCAUGAAAGCAGAUGUACAUUAACUUCUUUGAUAUGACCUUUCAGGAAUAUGUAUUGGAAUUGUUUACAGAUACAGGAAAUAUAAUCUGAGUGUCUGACAGUAUUUUUGUCGUUUACUAUUUCUAGUCUCUUUUUGAACAUUAGUGCUAAUGGUACUUAUCAAAACAAGAAAAACUUACAAGAACAUGUAUUGUUGAAUUUUGUUUUUGAACUAUAGUGAUCUCUAGCUGAUCAGUGUCUUGUGUUUGUGCUAUUGAAAUCAAAUAUGAGCCUAUAAUUAAAACACUCUAGAGAUCUCUUACCAAUUUGUUUGAUAAAUGAUAUUGUUAUGGCUUUAUUAUGCAUAUUUCUGGUCAAUAAAAUUGUUGUAACAGAAA
Molecule: messenger RNA, 3724 nt
Organism: Saccostrea echinata
Lineage: Eukaryota; Metazoa; Mollusca; Bivalvia; Ostreida; Ostreidae
Product: myocyte-specific enhancer factor 2C-like
Exons: 10
Coding region: 275-1591 (438 amino acids)
Biological process (GO): positive regulation of transcription by RNA polymerase II
Molecular function (GO): DNA-binding transcription factor activity, RNA polymerase II-specific; RNA polymerase II cis-regulatory region sequence-specific DNA binding; protein dimerization activity
Source: RefSeq, a predicted model, not a curated record